UCAAAAUGGAGACGAAGGGACAAGUGCUCCACUAAUUAGAUGAAAAUUUAGUGAUUUUCUGUAAUUUUAACGAUAUACUUAGAUGUAAAAUUUAAAUAAAGGCACAAUUUAACUAAGUCAGCAACAUAAGUAGUAUUUUUAUUUCUAAGAGACAUAUUGAUAAAACUCGCCAAGCCUGUCAAGUUAUUUACAAAUUACACAUCAGUUUUCUUGUGAGUCACAGCCUAGUGUAUGAGAAUGUCUGAUCAGUCGGGGGAUAUGUACAAUGUACCUUUAACAAGUGAUAGUGAUGCAGGUGACCUUUCCUUGAGAGGGAAUACAUUCACAAACCCAACAGAUCCCCAGAAUAAUAUGAUCACUUCGAGCAGUGUUGACUCAGAUCUAAAUGGAGAUGAAGAAGAAGAAAAACAGAGAUUGAUCACACAGGUGUUAGAACUACAAAACACACUUGAUGAUCUGUCUAGCCGAGUGGACACAGUGAAAGAGGAGAAUCUAAAACUGAAGUCAGAAAAUCAAGUACUUGGCCAGUAUAUAGAGAACUUAAUGGCUGCAAGCAGUGUGUUCCAAUCUACUUCACCAAAAUCUAAAAAGAAAUAUUUUCCUUGUGUGACCAUCCACCAGAAUUGUUUAAACAAGCUGUGAAAAUCAGGUCUAGCAAGAAAAAGGAAAAAUGAGUGGAAAACCUAUUUGGACACGGACCAAGUGCAAUAUACAUUUUUUUUGUUCAGGAACACCUAAUUCAUGUUGUCUUUACCUUAAAGCUUGGUUGAUUUAUGUUUAACUUGCCAGAUCUGAAACAUACACUCAUGGACUUCAAAAAAUGCCUUUUGCAUACUAUAUGGCAAUUGUUUCUACUUGCAAGUUGUAUGCAAAUAUUUAUGUACUCCUUUUAUUAGCCAGGUUUCUGUUCAGGCUACUAUUUCAUGUUGUGAGUGCAAAUGGAAAUUCAUAAAAAACAACUUUAAGCGAUGCUUACUAAUAUGCUGUAAAAAAUCUAAAUGUAUGGAAAAUCUUUCUAAAAAAAAUAUCAAUUGUAUGCAUCAGGUGUUUUUCAAUAUCUGUCAGUAUACAUUUGUGGAGCUUCUUUUCAUUUAGGUACAAGUCAUUAUAUUACUGUACUAGUUUUAUGUUUAUUAAAGUGAAACAACUGAUCCCAGACCUAAAAAGGAUUAUGUGAUCUGAAUACAAAUUGUGUUACAAUGCGACAGAAAGCACGACUUCAAGUUUCAAGCAGGAAAUUUUAUUCAUGCUUUAUGUACUGCUCUGAAAAGAUACUAUAUAUUUAGAUCUGAAAGUAAUAUGUGGUUUCAGACAUUACUUAGAAUUGAUUUGUGGUGUAGUAGUUUACAUUUUGAUGUGAAAUAUAUGGGCAUGUUUUAAGUGUGUGGAAACCACAUACUAAAACACAGCCAUGUAUUUCAUACCCAUAUGGAAAUCACUAGAGAUUUUUAUCUUAUAUUUACAGUAUGUUUACUUCUUCUUUCACAUGGUCUUAAUUGAUUUAAGUGUUACUUACUUCUGCAGUUACAGAUUUUUGAAACAACAUUCUUUUGUCAGUGAACUCUUGAAUUUGACCAGUGACAAAGCUUAAUUCGAAGACUGAUCUCUCAAGCUUUUUCUUGCUUUGGACCAAGGGAAAACUGUGAUGUACUUAUUGGAUGAUAUAAGAGAUAUGAAUUUCUGAAAAGAUUUUGAAUUCUGAAUAUGACAGAAUUAAGAUGAUAAAUUUGUUUGUAAAAAUCAUUUAGAAAUAUACUGUCAGCCGUGGCAUGUAUAAGAACACUUAUGGAAAACAAAAAUGAAAGAUAGUAUGUAUUAAUGUGAUGUUUAGAUCUAAAAUGAACAAAUCAUUUUUUAGCUUGACUUUUCGAAGAAAAUGUAGAGCUAUUGCACUCGUGUCCGCGUCCGCGUCACCAUUGGUUAAAGUUUUUGAUAAAGUCAAAUAUCUCUGUCAUUACUAUCAAAGCUAUUGACUUGAAACUUAAACUAGAUAUUUAAUAUCAGAGUCUACACCAGAGGAAACAAUCUCCAUAACUCUGAUUUGAAUUUUGACAGAAUUAUGCCCCUUUUUAACUUAGAAUUUUUGGUUAAACUUUUUGAUAAAGUCAAAUAUCUCUGUUACUGUAAAAGCUAUUGACUUGAAACUUUAAAUACUUUUUUACCAUCAAAAUCUACACAAGAAGAAAGAAUCCCCACAACUCUGAUUGAAUUUUGACAGAAAUAUGCCCCUUUUUAACUUAGAAUUUUUUGUUAAAAUUUUUGAUAAUGUCAAAUAUCUCUGUUACUAUCAAAGCUUUUGACUUGAAACUUAAAAUACUUAUUUACCAUCAAAGUCUACACCAGGAGAAACAAUACCCAUAACUCUGGUUUGAAUUUUGACAGAAUUAUGCCCCUUUUUAACUUCGAAUUUUUUGUUAAAAUUUUUGGUAAAUUCAAAUAUCUCUGUUACUAUUAAAGCUUUUGACUUGAAACUCAAAAUAGUUAUUUACUGUCAAAGUCUACACCAGGAGACACAAUUCCCAUAACUCUGAUUUGAAUUUUGACAGAAUUAUGCCCCUUUUUAACUUAGAAUUUUUAAAAAAAAAAUUUGAUAAAGUCAAAUAUCUUUGUUACUAUUCAAGCUUUUGACUUGAAACUCGAAAUAGUUAUUUUCUAUCAAAGUCCAUACCAGGAGACACAAUUCCCAUAACUCUGAUUUGAAUUUUGACAGAAUUAUGUCCCUUUUUAACUUGGAAUUUUUUUACUGGCAAAGCUCUAAUUCAGAGUCAAGCACUGAGAAAAGUCGAGCGCGCUGUCUUACGGACAGCACUUGUUAAGAGAUAAAUUUUGUUUACAAGUUGUGUAUUAAAAAUAUAUAUCUUUUAUUCUGUGUAUCUUGGUUGUAUGUUUUGUUUCAUUUACACUUGUCACAUUUUUGUAUUAGUAUUUUAUAGUUAUAUUAUUUAAUCUAAACUGGUAUGUGAAGUAAAUAUGUACAGGAUACAAAAGCUUUUCCAUGAAUGUAUUGCUCCAUCUUUUACAAUAUUUUUCUGCUUUUUUGGACAAACUUUGUAAAGUGAAAUAAAAGUUUAAAAAUGU
This is a messenger RNA of Mercenaria mercenaria, 3078 nucleotides long. Its product is annotated as short coiled-coil protein B-like. Lineage: Eukaryota; Metazoa; Mollusca; Bivalvia; Venerida; Veneridae. The transcript has 6 exons. The record is from RefSeq and is a predicted model, not a curated record. Gene Ontology annotation, cellular component: trans-Golgi network. The coding region runs from base 232 to 642 and encodes 136 amino acids.